Molecule: messenger RNA, 3967 nt
Organism: Zonotrichia albicollis (white-throated sparrow)
Lineage: Eukaryota; Metazoa; Chordata; Aves; Passeriformes; Passerellidae
Source: RefSeq, a predicted model, not a curated record
AUGUUAAUUUCUCCCCUUCUAACACCGAGUACAAAGUGGUCCUGCCGCUGCAGGGCCAGCCUGGCCCGAAGGGAACCGGGACCGCAGCCGGAUGGGGAGGACACGGCUGUGCCUUUCCCCGGCGCCAUUGAUUCACCCGAGGCUGCACGAGGCUGCAAACAGCGGGCGCAAACACCUGGAUGGAAAAAUCUGGGAAAACGGCCGGAUCGGCCCGGAAAGCAGGAGAGAGCUCGUUGUUCGGCUCUGGGGGAUAACCCGAGUGAAGCUAUUGAUGGAUUUCUAAAAACUGAUGAAAGACAAAGACUGGCAAAGGAAAGAAGAGAGGAAAGGGAGAAAUACCUUGCUGCUAGGGAGCAGCAGAUACUGGAGAAGGAGAGAAGAGCAAAACUUCAGUAUGAGAAGCAAAUGGAGGAGCGAUGGAGAAGGCUGGAGGAGCAGAGGCAGAGAGAGGAGCAGAAGAGAGCAGCUGUUGAAGAAAAGCGGAGACAAAAGCUUAAAGAGGAGGAGGAGCGUUUAGAAGCCAUGAUGCGCCGGUCCCUCGAACGCAGCCAGCAGCUGGAACAGAAGCAGAAGCGAUGGUCGUGGGGAGGAGCACUGGCUGCAGGCUCAGGAGGCAGAGAUGGUGAAUCAGAAAAUACCCCACCCCCUGUUCUAGGUUUAGCUGCCAACACCCUUCCUCCAGACCCUGUGACCUCUACUGCUCCUGCUGAUUCCUUCAAUGCAUGUGACAAACUUUCAGCUUCUACAAUGAAUCUGCCAAAGCAAAUGGAGUCGCCGAUCAGUAAACGCCUCUCGUCCUCCACAGCGGCCAUAACGCACUCCCCCGACAGAGCACCAGCUAGUCCUCUUAAAUCUCCCUACAAGCCUUCCCCCACCCGAAGCACCGACAGGAAGAAGGCAACUUCACCCUCCACUGCUAAUGCCAUGAAAGGGGCACCUGCAGCUGAAGUUACUCAGACUGAGAAGAUAAAGAAAGAGAAGCGACCUGCAACACCUGGUUCCUCAUCUGGUAUGGGAUCUUCUCUGAGAAGGUCUGAUUCUCCUGCUGCUAUAUCCAGAAGAUCUGCAUCACCUGCAACACCUAAGACAGUUGCAAAGACUUAUCCUCAGUCUCCUAAAAACACCAAACAAUAUCCAGCUUCUCCUGUGAAGCAUCGUGCCACUUCCAAUAGCAGCCAGGAAACACCUAAAAAGAAAGCAGACAAGGAGAAAGAGAAUGUCAGUCACCUGAAGUCCCCAGGAGCACGCACUGAUGACGUGGCUCCUGAGAAGCACGUGCCUUCUGCUGGAAAGGCUGAGAACACUGAAGGGAAGAUCACAGCAGGAACAAGUGAUGCAGAAGAAGCUGCAAAAAUUCUAGCUGAGAAAAGACGACAGGCCCGCCUGCAGAAAGAACAAGAGGAAAGGGAGAAACAGGAAAGAGAAGAACGAGAAAGGCUUGAAAGAGAAGAGCAGAAAAGAAAGGCAGAAGAAGAAAGACUUCGUCUGGAAGAAGAAGCUCGUAAGAAGGAGGAGGAAAGAAAACGUGAAGAAGAGGCAGCAAGAAAAAAGGCAGAAGAGGAAGCCAGGAGAAGAGCUGAGGAAGAACAAAUGCUAAAGGAAAAGCAAGAAAAAGAGCUCCAAGCCAAACUUGAGAAACAGAGGGAAGAAGCAGAAAUCAAAGCCCGUGAGGCAGCUGAACAGCUUCGUCUUGAAAGGGAACAAAUCAUGCAGCAAAUUGAGCAAGAAAGGCUGGAGCGGAAGAAGAGAAUAGAUGAAAUUAUGAAGAGAACAAGGAAGAGUGAAACCCCAGAAAUAAAGAAGGAAGAGCCAAAACUGGAGAUCCCAUCAACUUUGAAUGUGGAAAAGCAACCAAAGGCCCUUGUUCUCAACCAGCCAGAGAUCAAUGGAUUGGCGACCUGCCUGAAAAAUAAAAGCUUAGAAAGUGCUGCUUCUGUAAUCCCUUCCCAAGAUGUGGUUGCUAAUGGACUGAAGUCAGUUUCAGGACUUAUUCAGCUGGAAGCUGUUGAUGGGAAAUCUAACAGCAUGGAAGAUUCAACAGAUGAGGUUCAGUCCAUGGAUGUGAGCCCGGUUUCAAAAGAAGAACUUAUCUCUAUCCCUGAAUAUUCACCCAUGAAUGAACUCAUGCCAGGUGUUUCUUUGGACCAAAAUGGGACAAGUAAUGCCAAGGCUCUUGAAGACCUCUUGGAUUUCACAGGCCAAGCUACCUACUCCAAGAUGUCCAGUGAUACCCUUAGCCUAGAUGACUGUAAUAAAAACUUGAUUGAGGGAUUUAACAGCCCAGGACAAGAAAAUACACUUAAUUCUAUCUGUUGACAGCCUUGCUUUUCAGCAGAACUGAUACAGAGAUAACAAUUUCUGGAGGAUAUAUAUCCCUGUGAUGCUACUGGCAGUAAAAUAUGAGCUUGUCACUUGAAAAAGCUUCUGCAGUCCUUGAACACUGGAUUUCAAAUAAUCAGAGCUGAAUAUAACUUGUCUUCCCAGGGAGUAUGUUGAAUAACUGGCUGCUUUUGGUAGAAACCAAUGAUCUAGAGCCUUGAUGUUUCAGGGAAGACAGUGUGCAUUAGAAUUUGAGCUUUAGCUGCUAAUAAAGCACUUAUAUCUUCUUUAAUUUAAAAUUCAUCUCAACACUUCACUGUGAUUUUUACCUGUGCAUUUUAUUUUUAAAUAAUUAUUUCCUAAGCUUGAUCAUGUCCUUCAUCUAUUUCCAUUUAGACAUCUUUUUCGUGUAAAUAAUGAUGGGGUUUGCCCACAGUGCAUUGAAACAAAAUAAUAUACUGUACUUUAGUUUUGUGCCUAUCUUUUUUUGUCUUUAAAAGGAGUUAAUGGCAACUUUUAUGAGGUGUGUAAUUCAAAACUGUAGCUGAAGAGGCUUGAAAAACAUAUAGCUGCUGGAAUCAAAAGAGCCUUCUUAUUGACUGUGGAGUAUGGGAGCUAUCCCUUUAUGAUUAUGUUGACACUUUUAGUCACUAGUGGCACUUACCAGUUAAAAUUAAUUAGUCUGGGAGCAACUAUCAACUGUGUUUGAAAUCAUAUUUGUGUAGCACUUGUAAGCAAAGUAUGCCAAAUGCCAAGUAGAACCCUUGAAUAUGUGUGUAGUGUAGCUGUAGUAGAUCUGAGUGAGUGAUCAGGAGGGUGACACAUUAACCUUUGAAAAUGCAGACACUUGAUUGAUACCAGCAGGCUUUCUAUCACACUGAGAAGUAUUUUGUCUUCCUGUAGGCUCAACAAAAUGGGAUUUGGUCAGCAGCAAAACAAUAUGUGAGUGUCAGAAACACAAAGGGCAAAAUGCGCGCUGGGAACACUGGGCGCCCUUGACGUUCUGUAAACAUCUGUGUGGAACAGUCCACAGCACGAUGUGCAAGGUCAGGAUGUCAUGUGCUGCACAGUGUCAACUUUAUUUCUCUUGGUGAACAUUUUUGCUAGAUUAGGUGCUGCUUUGAGGAUAUUUUGUCCAGUCCCUUAUAAGAAUAAAUUAUAAAUACAACUCUCUUUGGACUCUAGCGCCAAAAAUGUGAAAACUUGGGGUGGGGAGGGGGUGUUUGGCUUUUUUUUCCUUUUUUUCCACAUGUAAGAGUUCACAGCAUAGAUUGACCUCAGUUGUAGCACCAUUCUUGUGCUCUUAAAAGUCAGCAGUGGGAAAGUAACCAGUGACAUGAUGUGCAAUGCCUAAAAAAAAUCAUACCUACAACAACCUGGCUCUAUUUAUGUUAGUGUACUUCAAGAAAUACUUUCUUUUGACUGUGCAGUAAGCUGUAGCAUGGUACUGUGUCUUCCAAAUUAGUCCUUCAUCUAUUUCCUAAAUAAUAAACAAACAGAAACAGUUUGUUUUGCUGUAAUACACUGUGUUUGACAAAUGUCAUAUUAUAUUUUAUUAUGGUGUCAUUGUAUAACCUGUAGAUUUCUGUAUUUGCAUGACCUGUAUAGCAUGUAUAAAGGUGAAAUACAUUUUCAUUUAUGAAUCUGA